AGUUUUAAAUAUUUUGUAACAGAACUAACCGUGAUAGCAGCCCCUCUUACCGGGCGUGAUAUCCUUAUUUGACUAUACUAAUAUUGCCAUGACGGACUCCUUCAAGUUAUUAGAUUAAACACUGACGUAUUUACUUUUGCAAAUUAAUAAAUUAUACAAAUUGUGACCUUAAUGUGAUAAUUUUAUGAAUUUGUUACAUUCCGAUGACAUCUUUGGCAUUAAAAGUAAAACUGUUAAGAACAUAUUAUUUAACCCCGACGAUCAAUGGACGGGGAUACUGGAAAGUUACGCGGUUAUUGUAACGUCAAGUACAAAGUUGAAAAUGAACGAGGAAGUUUUGCCGGCAUCCGUUUUAAUCAUAAUAAAUCAAAGCAUCGAGAGAAAAAGAAACAAAACCUUAGCAGAGAGACUGAAGAAGCUACAAACGAUAGAACAAGUGAUUUGGCCUAUGUGUCUUUAAAGAAUGACGAAAAAUCAAGUCUUGAAUCAAAACAAUACACAAAACGUGCACGGCGGAAAGAAUUCACUGGAAAGAAGUCUAUUGAUUUUAAGCCUUUAAAAAGUAUUUUGUCAUCAUUUAGUUUUUUGGGCAAAGAUAAGAUUAAUGAAAUAACAGCUAUUGAUUCUCAUAACGUUGUUGUGGUCAACGAACACGAAAUCCGUGACAUAAAUGUGGAACAUCGAGUUAAUAACGAAGUUAAAGUAUUGUACGAACGUGACGUUAACGAAGAAGAGAAAGAACAAAAUAUCUCACAGAAAAAGUCUGGUAUUAAAAAAGAACGAACUAAAAAUAGCCAGAUUAGUUUAUUUGGGUUUCAACGUUGUAUUCAACGAAAACGUCAAUUGAACUACAAUUUAAAUGUAUUUUAUAAGUUCCUACAAAGUGAUGCGAAACGUGACAAAUGUUUAUGCUGUAAACAUUACUCACUUGAAGAUGUUAAUUCAGAAAAACCUAAGAAGAAGUCAUCUUUCGUUCAAUCUCAGAGUGACAACCCUGCUGCCCCUAAUUUACUUAAAGUGACUGAGCGCACCACCGUGUCUAACAUAUACCUAUUAAAGCCAAAAGACGCCAAGAAAACUGAAAGUAUAAAAAAGUAUGAAAUCCCUUGCAGUUGUUUGGAACUAGAUACACGAAAGUCUAUUUUGAAAAAGAGCGAUGGUUUUGAUAACGUCAAUGUGCAGACAUUAAAAACUAAAAGUAAAGAGAAAAACAUUGCUACUGCUGACCAUACGAAGACGAAAUCUUUUUCGGGAGGACCGACUGCUGUAAAUGUUUGCGAACCAACAAGGAUAUGUAAGAAAUGGAUCAAAGUUGAACCAAAUGUAUGUGAUACCUGCAAACAAUCUAAACAUGCUGGCAUAUUUGGUUUAUUUUGUGCCGCAAUUAAAUAUUUUCUUUUUAUUACGAUUGUAAUUAUAUGGUUACCUUGCCUUUUAAUUUUAGGCCUUGUAUGGUUAAUUACUUAUCCCUUUCGACCCCAUCAUGAUGCAAAGAGCAAAAUUAAAAAGAAAGAAACUAAAAAACCGAGUAAAAAUAUAAAAGAAAUGAAAUGCGCUUACUGUAAGAAUAAAAAGAAAUGUUAUGCAAUGUUCAAGAAAAAUAAAGCUACUUCUUGUAUAACUAAUAAGAAGAAAAUGAAAGGUACAGAUAGUCAGAAAAAGUCCUCGAAGUGUACACAAUACACGACAACAACAACGACUAAAUUGCGUCUUCCCGACAGUUCCACGAAUUUAGCGGUGUUACCAUGCGAAGGAGCUCCGUCGUCUUAUGUUGGAAAGAAAAGCCAUAAAAGUGUUACAUUUAAACAGUCUAGUAAAAGUAGAGGUAUAGAAACCUCUUCAAAUGCAAGCAAAAAUAAAUAUACCACUUGCAGUGGGUGUUGGAAGAAAAAAAGUAGUACUAAAAAAUCGAUAGACAACAGUUCAGAUAAGAAACAAGAUAAACAAGGGAAAGACAAACAGAUAGAAAGCGAUACGAAGCAAAAACAAAAAUUGAAUAAAAAAUGCCAAGAAAUUUUAAUUAAAAGCACUCGAGGAAAAAAAAGUCGGGAUGGGAAGGUUCAGAUUUGCGGACCAAAAUCUUUAACUAAAGUGCUCCAGACGGCUAUAUGUGGAGCAUGUUCAAAUACUAAUGAAUUUGCAUGUAUUUCUAAAUUGCCUAAGAAUAAAAGUUGUAAUAACAUCGACACUAAAUCCGGUAAGAGCACGAAAAGGAGAAAAUUAUCCAAUCGUUGGUGUUCAACCACCACACCUACUAAACAUAUGGCUGUAUCCACGACGUCUGUUAUAAAAUGUGUCCACCCGCCUUGUCCAGGUGGAUGUGUUCAUACUCAAGCUACAAACAAUCAGGCUGCUAAAGGAGAUAAAUGCGAAAAAAAUCGGACAAAAGUGAUGAAAUUUUUUCCAGCACCUCAUUGUAAGACAAAUACUGUAGGUAGUGGCAUCAAGCUACGUGUAUGUAGUACUUCUAAAUCUACGUUGGCCCCUUAUUCGUCAUGCUGUGAUCGUACUAUCUGCGGCAAAAAAUCGUUUAAAAUUAUUUCAGUGCACAAGUUGUUCCCACCUGUCCGACCGCCUUCACGUACGGUAUCAUGUAAUACCAUAAAAUCCAAAAUUUGUUCGGUUCCUAAAUCAAAAGAAAAAAAACAAGAAGACAAUGUGGUACAAAAAGAGAAGAAGGCUAAAAAAAUUGAAAAAGAAAAGGAAGGCAAGAAAAGUGGAAAGGAAGAAGAAAAGAGCAUUAAAAAACGUGAGAAAGAAGACAAGAAGGAUACCAAGAAACGCGACAAAGAACCAGACAUAAGCGUUAAGAAACGUGAAAAAGAGGCAAAGAAAGACGUCAAAAAAUCUGACAAAGAAUCAGACAAGAGCGUUAAGAAACGUGAAAAAGAGGCAAAGAAAGACGUCAAAAAAUCUGACAAAGAAUCAGAUAAGAGCGUUAAGAAACGUGAAAAAGAAGAAAAGAAAGACAUCAAAAAACCUGACAAAGAAUCAGACAAGAGUGUUAAGAAACGUGAAAAAGAGGAAAAGAAGGUCGUGACGAAACAAGAAAAAGAACAAAAAAAAGACGUCAAGAAACCUAACAAACAAGAAGACAAGAACAUUAAGAAACGUGAAAAAGAAGAAAAGAAAGACAACAAAAAACAAGACAAAGAAGAAAUUAAGAGCGUUAAAAAACGCGAAAAGGAAGAAAAAAAGACUGUUAAGAAACGUGACAAAGAAGAAGACAAGAGUGUUAAAAAACUUGAAAAAGAAGAAAAAAAGAAAAUUAAUAAACCCGAGAAAGAGAAAGAAAAGAGUGCGAAAAAAACUGAGAAAGAAAAACAGAAGUCCGUUAAAAAACUGGAGAAAGAAGAGAAGAAGGCUAAAAAAACCAAAGAAACUAAAGUACAGGAAAAGUCUGUUAAGAAAGAAGAAAAGAAAGGUAAAAAUCCUGACAAAGAAAAAGGGAAUUCUGGUAAGAAAAGUGAGAAAGUAGAGAAAAAAGAUAAAAAAUCUGACAAAGAAAAAGAGAAGUCUGUUAAGAAAGAAGAAAAGAANNNAAAAUACUGACAAAGAGAAAGGUAAUCCCGG
This is a messenger RNA of Papilio polytes (common Mormon), 3573 nucleotides long. RefSeq lists its product as uncharacterized. The coding region runs from base 265 to 3552 and encodes 1095 amino acids. NCBI's taxonomy places the organism in Eukaryota, Metazoa, Arthropoda, Insecta, Lepidoptera, Papilionidae. The transcript has 2 exons. The record is from RefSeq and is a predicted model, not a curated record.